Molecule: messenger RNA, 5956 nt
Organism: Ostrea edulis (European flat oyster)
Lineage: Eukaryota; Metazoa; Mollusca; Bivalvia; Ostreida; Ostreidae
Product: glucocorticoid-induced transcript 1 protein-like
Exons: 8
Coding region: 196-1512 (438 amino acids)
Source: RefSeq, a predicted model, not a curated record
ACUUGAGGUUUCAUCCAAUGAAAUACCACAAGAAUAUCACGUGGUUUGAAUUUUUGUGUGGAAAGUCUGCCAAACUUAGGUUGACUGUAUUUGAGACGAAAAUUGUGUGUUAAAUGGAAGGCUAAAGACUCUUUGUGUUGUUUAGGGUGUGUAUGAACUAUCCUCAUUUAAUUUUUUGGAUAAAUUUGUGAAAUUAUGUCUACACAACCGCAGCGAGUACGCAAGAACGCGUCGCCCUCAACGAUGCGGCCUAUGAAAGCCGUGCAACCCUUCACAUUGAAGAGUAGUCCAACUCGUAGAAGUCCGUCCUCACCAACCCCGUGGGUGCCAAGAAGAUCUCCAGAGUCCAACUAUUCCCCAGAAAGAAAGUCACCAAAUUCUCCGAGUUUUAAAGUUGAACGUCCAAAAGCUGUUAAAGUGAACAGCAGUCCUCUAAAAAGGACUGGGUCACUAGAGGCCAUCUAUCUCAAGGGCCAGUGGCCGUCACCAGAGUUCUUUGCAACAGCCACUUUCAAGGUCGAUGCCUGUACUCAGACAGAGGAGGCAGAUGUCUCUCGACAUAGUUCUCACAAGCAUGACAAAAAACAAAAGAAAAAGUCUAAAGAUCAUCGACGAUCCAGGUCAUUUGGACCUGGUGACCAGUUGGCAGCCAUUAGACAAAGGUUACAGAAAUCCAGCAAGACAGACAGCCACAAAGCUCGACAAAGUCCAGUCCCUGCAAGUCACGAUGCUCUGUCAGCCACCGCCCCCGCAUCCCUCCAGAACUUCACCGCCCCCGCAUCCCUCCAGAACCUCACUGUGCCAAUCCGGACCUCCAAGCCUCUGGGGAUCCCUGCUCAUAUCCCGUCCCCGAAGAACAUGUCUAGAUAUCAAAGGAAUAGUGUGGAGGGUCUCAGUAUGGAGAUAGAGAAACUGGUGCUUAAGAACAUUGAUGACAACGAGGACACAGAAAGAAUUGAUAUUCCUGAUGGACAUCGAGCUCCAGUACCAGAACCAGUACACAGGACCAGUAGUACUCGCAGCGUGGACACUCAGACACCCUCUGGGGUCUUGGAUACGGGAACGCCCUCUAUCAGUGUUGACGAUGUAAGCUCAGGGAGUGGGUCGCAGUCCUGUAGCCCUGCGAUGCCCAUCAUUCCGGGCCACAUGGACUCGUCACGUCCAUCCAGUGGGGCCGACUCCGGUAACGAGAGGCCUGAGAAAGAUAUAGAGGGAUGCGAGUCACCAGAUGCCCACUUCAAGGUGGUCGCCAGUCCACGCCCAAACAAAUCCUACUCAUUUGUCCGGGAGCCUCCAGAUGGCUGUGAAAAGAUCCGAGUCAUCACAGAGCAUGCUGAAGAAGACAAGAAGCCAGUGAGUCAGCCGUCCAUUAAAGUACCUCUGCUGUCUUGUCCAAUCAAGACAUCCCAGUAUGUGUUUAAACCAAGUAUUGACUCGGCUUUUUGUCCACUCAGAAAUAUGUACAAAAAUCAGGGGACACAACCCACACAGCCGAUCAUUACAUUAGAGUAGUCUUACUCUAAGGGGACCAACAGACUGUAUUUCGCUUGUGAAUAUAUAUAUAGAUAUAUAUAUUUUUUUCACUUUGUCUUAAUGUGAUUAAUAUUUUUUUUUUUAUUUUAUGUUUUGAGUAACACUACAAAAACUUUUAUACAUGUACAAGUCAUUAUUGAGUUAUAGUAAGUUGUUUUAGUUCCCGUUAUUUAGUAGAAUCUCUUCUGUACUGUCAGGGAGGGAAGGCAAUAACAUGAUAAAGCUAGCGAUACUAAACCUUCAUAAUCUCUGCCGUUCAGGCUCUUUCUGCGCGCAGGUUUAGUUACAUUCAUGUUGUUGGGGUUUUUUUUUUGUCGACUUGUGUGAAAAAUUGGAUCUGUAAUAUUACAGGUCCUUGUUUUUGGUUUAGGUUUUGCAGUUGAUGUCAGGAUUUGUAUUAAGUUUUGUAAUUCUUUUGUAUCAUCUGUAAUGUGGCAUUACCAGGUACUUAGUUUUGCGAUUUACAAAAGGCAUUUUUCAAAAAUAACUAAUACUGUAAAUCAAGAAUUUUUCACGAGACUUUUAUCUUCGUGUUUUCUUCGUUCAGUUCUUCAUGAUAAGACAUGAUCAUGUACACUUGAUAUUAUAAAUGUAAGUUAGAGAUGAUAUUAAGAGAGCCGAUUUUUUUCUUCUAAUUUUUAACAAAAUUACAAGAAAAUAACAGUCUUGUGAAUAAAAUCUGAUCUUCGGUAUUUUGAUUUCUGUGGAUUUUGAAUGUGUUAACGGAGAGAUGUACUACACAAUGGUGCAAGAGACAUUCCAAGUUUUUAGGAUUUUUAGUAUGUGACUGAAUGUUAUUGUAUGGUGAUAAGUAUUUUCCUGUUUUAAUUACAGCAGGUCUCCAUUUAAUUGGCAUUAAAUGUAAGGGAAAUUUUAAUUCAGCCAAAAGAGUACCUCGUUUCCAUUCAUUUCUUCAUUUGAAAUGCAUUGUACUUUCUCCCCAUUCAUUUCUUCACUUGAAAUGCAUUGUAUUUUCUUUCCAUUCAUUUCUUCACUCGAAAUACAUUAUAUUUUCUCACAGAUAUAUAGAAGUAUUUUUAUACUGAUACAGGAUUGUUGUGGUACAGAACUGUUUGAUGAUUUUCUUACAAAACAUGAUAUAUGUUGAUGGGUUUUCUUUACAAGUCAGUAUUUUAUGCACAAUUAAGAUGAUAAAUUAUUUUAUGUAAGAUAUAGCUGUACAAAUAUUUUUUAGGUUUUAUUGUAUAGGAAGACAAAUUUUAAAGUUUAAAUGAGUUUUACAUUUACUAUUGGGAAAAGAAACUUAUAGUAAAUUAGGAACACUUUCCCAGAUUUUGUUGAGAUUCUGUAUUCGACGUCAACAAAGCUUUCCUGAUCAAAAGUUUGUCCAAAAACUUGCAGUCCUUCAUAACUCUGUCAUAGCUGUGUGUCCAGUCAUCGAAGUAGACUAGUCAUCCUUUAGAAAUGUUGUUACCUACAUGUGUAAGAGGAAUUGGAAAUUUCAUUAUGGCUACCAAUACCUCUGGUUUCUUUUGCUACUAAAUGGACUUCAGGAAGGGCUGUGUUUUAAGGAAACAAACUCAGUACCAGUAGAGAAGUGUGAUCACCUUGGUUUCUGGGCCCAGAGAAAGUUUGGAGUUUUCUCGGUAUAGUGCUUUGCCAAAUGUUGUUACAUUCCCUAGAUAAGUAAAACAAAGUCUACCCUUUUUGUUCAACUUCUCAAGAUCUAUAAAUUUUUGUGAAUGCAAGAUGUAUAUUUUGACUUGGAUGAGUGUUUUUCUAUGUUAAUUUUGAUCACUUUGCUCAAAUCCACAAAUGUAAGGCUUCUUUCGAUGUAAAACACAAUAUUUGUACUUUCUUUAAGUGGGGUUCAUGUUUAAGUGUUUUUGGCGGUAAAGUGAAAGUGCUAAGUUGAUGGUUGUGCUACCAUAUGAAAAUCUUUUACCCAUGAUUAUACAUACAAGAAGUGCUAAAUCAAAUGCCAAAUGGUGCAUCGGCUCCGAUUGCAUGGAAUUUUAUGUAUAUGCUGGAGUAAGUACACAUACUGUAUUGUAGCAUCAUUAAUAGUUAUUUAGAUACAGUAAAACCUGGUUACAGCGAACACACUUGUAAUGAAUUCACGCUUACAGCGAAGUUAUUUUCAUUCCCUGUAGUUUUAAAACAUCAUUAUAAACUUAUUGGAUAUAACGAAAUACGUUUAUAACGAAUCAAAAUUCUUCUCUCUCCAACACUUGGCUAUAAACAUGUUUUAAUGUACUACAUGUAAUAUUUACAUGAAUAUACGUUAUGAUUUGUAUUCUUUAGUAAGCGUAUUUUCUAAAUUAUUUUACUUCCACACAAGUAUUUGUCAUAUCUGUCUGCCAAUUUAUUGUCCAUUUGUCAUCAGACUCCAUCCGUGAUUUUACAAUGUAGCUCCAGUCAUCUGUUUAGUGUGUACAACAUUUACAACCCAAAUAUUGUUGGAUUGUUCUAACCCCAUACACUGUUAACAGUACGAUCUCUGCCAAUAUUUAUGAUGGUUACUAUUUAUAGUACAUUUGUACAAUAUUCUUAACAUGUUUUAUUAAUGAUUUAAAAACACAAUUUUAAAAAUUUUAAUGAUAUGAAAACAAAAAUUGUGACUUCAACCAUAUUUUUUUUAUGGGGAUUUUUUUUUUUUAAAGAAAAUGAAGAUUAGUAUUAAAUUAAUUUCAUCGCAACCUAUUCCUUUGUAUGGGAAAAGAAAACAUCCGUUAUAGUGGUUGGAUGCCCCCAGCAGAGGGCGCUCCUCUUCGUCCGUCCAUUCCGAGUCUCCACACAAGCUUCGCCAUCAUUUCGCCUCUCUACCAUUCUGAUUUCAGUGAUCCGUCCACCGAGGGUUUUUUUUAAUUGUCCCAAAUCAUGUGUAUGGCUGGUCAUUAUGUUUCAGUAUUUUUUUCUGCUUGGGUAAUGGCUUCACUCUAUAGAGUAUCCAUGAUUAUUUCAUUCUUUUUGUAAUGUAGUUGACUUUUUCUUUUUUUUAACUAUGAAAAGCGUGUUAAUUUUUUUUUUUUUUGAAUUUGUAAAGUUGGUCAAUUGACACUUGAUUCUAUUGAUGUUUAUUGAGUAGAUAUUGAAAUGUGGAGAUAAUUUAGUUUCUGUACAAAUACCACAGUUGUUGAACAAGACAUUUUAAGGAAAGCGCAGGUUUUGUAGUGAUGAAUAGUGUCUUUUUGUACAAUGGAGUGCGAAAUAAAUGACAAGGACUGCUUUUUUGGAAGAGGGAAAACCUUGUCUUUGUUUCCCAUAAUGUAAUUUCACAAUGACAACUGCAUUGGCUUGUUAUAAUGUAAAGAACUGAGAGGAAAAUGGCAGACUCUUGUUAAAUUAUUGUGCUCGUUUUUGUUUUGUUUUUGGACAUGGUAUUCUUUUUAAUGUAAUGAACAGGUAACUUGUUCCAUAUUACCUGUAAAUUGCUCCUUAUUGGUAAACUUUCAUGAAGUGUGUAUUGAAGAGAAAUGAUAGGCUCAUUAUAAAAAGGGCCUACUGAUCUACCCUCGCGCAAUAGCCGACGCUUUGUCCAGCAAUAUACUUAUAUACUGGUAGUUAAGUUUAUAUUUAAGAUACGACUAAGUACAUGACAUUACAUCAGACUAAAGUGACCACUUAAGCAAUGUUGGUCACAAGACAUAAUUGUUGUUCAUUUAUUUAUUAAAUGCUAAGUUAUUUACAUGUAUAUUAAAAUUUAAUCUAUUUAAUUUAUAUUCUGUUUUGAUAAAUAUGAUUCUUGAAAGAGUAAUUUUAAAAGAGAAAAAUUCCAAUUAUUAAUAUAAUAAAAGAUCAAUAAAUUGUUGAAGUUUUAAUUAAUUUCCAUGGAAUUGAUCAUCCAAUUUAUGAAAAACCUGAUGAUUAUAACUAUCUUGAUUUAAUUUUACAGGCCUGUGAAUUGUGUUCUAAAAAUAUUAUAAGUAAUUAAUGAUCACCAGUGGGCUUAAGAAUUUUGCAAAAGAUUGAGAGAAAAUGAAGAUAUUUUUUUUAUCUUCCCUUUGAAAAAUAGAAUAUGGAGAUUAAUCAUAUCAGAAAAUGGCAUUUCUACAUGUCCACGUAUCUUCCAGCCUUUGUUCAGUCUUAUUUUAAAAGAAAUCGAAUUUUAUGUUAAACCUCAGAACAUACAAUUUCGUGUACAUUUUAAAUUUGUUAAUAUGGAUAAAUAAGGGAUUAAGUGUUCUCCCCAUCCCAGAAGUAUUUAAAUAAUUAAUUUUGAUUAUCAAUGAUAUGUAUAAGUUGUACUAGUUACUUUUUAAUUGUUUUGUAAAUACAAUGUACAAAAAGUCAUAUUCAAAUUUUAAGUUAGGAAGCAAUUUUUUUUCCUUCGUACUUUGACUUGAUUGCUUUGACAUAUUUUUUUCAAUCUAUAUUUUGCUUGUUAGAAAUGUGAAGUUUGCAAAUUGUGAAAUUGUUUUCAAGAAAUGAAGAAAUAAAAAUGUUAUCUUUUAUAAUUUUA